Messenger RNA from Rattus norvegicus (Norway rat), 690 nucleotides. The record is from RefSeq and is a predicted model, not a curated record. NCBI's taxonomy places the organism in Eukaryota, Metazoa, Chordata, Mammalia, Rodentia, Muridae.
AUGCACCGCACCUCGCGCCAAACUCCCGAGAGACGCGCCCCGAAUGCCAUCCUCAGUACCCGGGCUCGCGGGCCCCAGUCGAGCUACCCGGGCUCGCGGAAGCCGGGUGUCUCCGCGAGCCACCUGCGCUCGCUCAACUCCGGGUCUCCCGCGUGCCCCCCGCCGCGCCUCUCACCUCGGCUCCCCCGGAGCAUCCUCCUCCGCUGCCGCAGCCGCCCCGGACAAGGCUCUCCAUGCCCUGCGGGCGGCCGCACUCAGACGCGCUCUCCAGCCCCGGGAAGCCCGGGUGAGCGCCUAGCUGGGUCCAUCCUCCCCGGGAAGCGACGGGCGCGCGUCAGAGCAGGGGGAGGAGACCGGCCCCCGUGCGGUGCUCAGACCCGCCUCCUCCAGCGGCCCCCGCCCCGCGUUAGCCCCGCCACUCACCUGCCACUGAGCGUCCCAAGCCCUUCCUCGCCGGCUCCCUCUCCCGCCCGGGCUCUCUGUUCGCCGCCAGAACGCGUUCCGAGCGACAGCUCAGUGGAGUCGCCGCGGCGCCGACGAAGGGGAAGAGCCAACGAGCGGGCGAGCGGGGGCGCCGCGGCUCGCGGUCGCGCUUCUCCAGUCCUCUCGCUCGCCCCCCAUCCCGGGAGUAGAGACCGAUUGGAGCCGAGAACCUGGGGUCCCCGCCCUGCCGUUCGUCGCAGGGGGUAG